Lachancea nothofagi CBS 11611 is the source of this 693-nucleotide messenger RNA. NCBI's taxonomy places the organism in Eukaryota, Fungi, Ascomycota, Saccharomycetes, Saccharomycetales, Saccharomycetaceae. The record is from the annotation of a GenBank genome assembly.
AUGCUCCAUAAAUCAUUCGCUAAACAUUCGUGCCGCUCGUUUUCUGUACUCAAGAAACUGAAAAAUCUGGAGAAAUCUCCAUCUAGCAAAGUGUCUCAUACUCAUGAUCAAUUUAAACCUCUGUCGGAAGCUCAAGUCGCUUACCUGGAUCGAGCUAUAAGAGUAGACCAGGCUGGAGAGCUUGGUGCAAACUAUAUUUACGCAGGUCAGUAUUUUGUUUUGGCUAACAAGCAUCCACAUCUGAAACCCGUUUUACAGCAUAUGUGGGAUCAAGAAAUUCAUCAUCACAACACAUUUAAUGAUUUACAAAUCAAACGUCGCGUGCGGCCUAGUUUGCUAACACCACUUUGGAAACUUGGCGCAUUUGUUAUUGGAAGUGGCACUGCUAUUAUAUCACCGGAAGCAGCUAUGGCAUGCACAGAGGCAGUAGAAACAGUUAUUGGAGGUCAUUACAACGAUCAGCUAAGAUGUUUAAACAAUCAGUAUGAGAUGGACAAAAUCGACGGUACUAAAGGUCAGAGUCUGGAAAUACAGAAUCUGGUGUCUACCAUCAAGCAGUUCCGGGACGAAGAAUUAGAACAUUUAGACACUGCGGUCGAAUACGAUUCUCACAAAGCCGUUCCUUAUAUCGUUUUGACAGAGGCCAUCAAGGCAAUUUGCAGAUCAGCUGUGUGGACCGCAGAGAGGAUAUGA